Messenger RNA from Caenorhabditis auriculariae, 1795 nucleotides. The record is from the annotation of a GenBank genome assembly. NCBI's taxonomy places the organism in Eukaryota, Metazoa, Nematoda, Chromadorea, Rhabditida, Rhabditidae.
AUGUUCAGACUCCUCAUGUCUACAAUGGAAGAAUUCAUUCAAGGUCUUUUCAAACUGCGAGCUGCUAUCAACAGGCAGCAGAGAAUAGCGGACGACGGGUUUCGAAGGGCCGCUCAGAUUCAAGACCAGCUGCUGGGAAUCAGAAAAUUAUCCGAAGAGACUGGCAGACCCGUCAUCCAACAUCGAGUGCAGCGGCUGGAGAAGAUUAGAGAUCGAAGCCUCGAGGAAGCUUUCGAAAUUCUCCCGCACUUGGCCCGAGGCCGAGAUUUUCUCACUGAGACUGUCGACAAAAUGCCAUAUCUAGUGGUUUUUUCUAUCAAAUUAUUUUGAGCAUAAUUCGUCUGAAUUCAGGGCGAAAAUUUUCUAGCCGGCUUACGACGCCCGCGAAUUGCUGACCUUGCUAAGUUUCUCGAGAAUCACGGCUUGGAGACUAGAGGAAUAAUUCCGGAGUUCCUGCAAAAACUUCCAGACGUGCAGCAAGACUCAACGCAGGAAUCCGAUCGGGAACAGGAACAUGUGCAACAUAAAAAGGUAUAUUCAAUAAUAUUUAACCAUAACUUACUUACUAGAAUGCUAAAUUUGAUGAGAUCGCAAAGUUAGAAAGACAAAAAAAUAAUUUAACGUGAAUUGCAAGUUUUUUUUGUGUUUGGUGUUCCUCUUGAGAGCCGGCCGUAAGUAAAUCAAAAAAACUUGAAGAAAUGUUUUUUUUCAAAUUUGGCUAGCAAGACAAUAAAACGAAAAACUGUUCUUGUGUAUUUGAUCCUAAUUAAAACUUGCAGAAGGAUGUUCAAGAAGCCUCUGACGGAAUGGAUCAACCACAAUUUGUACAGCAACUUCCGCCGCUUGAGACACCUUCUCAGCCACUAUCUGGACCAGAUCCAAGCCAUGACCUUAAAAGUCAAGAAGAACAUCCACAAAAUGUCAAGGUAAUUUUGGAAACGACUCGUCAAGUUUUGGGUGAAAUUCUCCUGUUUUUCAAAAACUAAUAGUUGGCUGGAGAGUUUCGAGUUUUAUUUCGUGAGAAAAGUCAGAACGAAAGUUUUCAAUUUUCUUCAUUGAUGAGCUCCUGAUUCUUAGCAACAGAAGUUCAGGUGAUACGAAAAAAAAUAUUUUGAAAAAAAGAGAAGUCACUGGGUUCGUACUGCAGUUUAGUGGGAAUUUUUAAAUUCCUAUGUCAAGACCGUGAGAAUUUUUUUCAGCCAGCACAGCCCAUCGAGCAUGUGGAACCGCAACUUGAGCCGCAGCCUGAACUGGAGCUAAUACAAGAACUUGAGCGACACUCAAAUCUCCAAAACGAGAUAUAUCCAAGCGUUUUCGCAAAUAGAUUACCGAUUUUUAUUUUGUUCACUCGUUGCAGUUUGGUAAUCUGAAACGGCACACCUUCUCUGAGGCGGGGAACGGCGAGGAUAGAAAAACGGUGGCUUCUCCGACAGAAAUGGUAUAUUUUCAUGAUUUUGAAUUUCAAAAAAUGGGGAAUUAUUAUCGAAAAGAUAGAUUUGAAAACAAGAAAUAAGCUAUUUUACAUAAUUCAUAUAGUUUUAUUUUUCUGAAAGUCAUCGGAAACGAGAUACAGUUUUAAAAAAAUUUUCACUGAAGGCCAGAUUCUACUUCAUUCAAGUUUGAAACUUAGCAUACAGAUAAAUUCGACCUUAUUGCAAAUAUUUCAAAACUAAAUAUACGGCAUGUUUGAAACAUGGAGUUUCAGAAUGACGUUCACGAGAUGCGAGGCGAAGAAACUGCCGAUGAAAAUUUGGCGCCUGAGAAAGACGACUCGAUCGAGAAAGCGUCAUUGUGA